Vitis riparia (riverbank grape) is the source of this 1374-nucleotide messenger RNA. Its product is annotated as protein phosphatase 2C 57. NCBI's taxonomy places the organism in Eukaryota, Viridiplantae, Streptophyta, Magnoliopsida, Vitales, Vitaceae. Gene Ontology annotation, molecular function: protein serine/threonine phosphatase activity; cation binding. The record is from RefSeq and is a predicted model, not a curated record. The transcript is spliced from 11 exons. Bases 57 to 1217 code for a protein of 386 amino acids. Gene Ontology annotation, biological process: protein dephosphorylation.
ACCAUACUUAUCCCACCUGUUUCAGCCUCUCAACUCCUCCUCCUUCACCUUUGCAAAUGGCUUUGCUGAGCCAGCAGUUGCAGAGAUUCUUUCUCACGACACUCAACUGUACAUCCAACUUGAAGGCCACCAAGAAGAACAACAGUGUUGCCCUCAAGGAGAGGGCAAGAUGCUGCUCAGCCAUAGCCAUUGAUGCCCCUUCUUUUUCGGGUGUGGCGGGAAUCAGGUGGGGUUUGUGCCGCCUCCAAGGGCCCAGAGAGGAGAUGGAGGACGAGGCUGUUGUUCGGUCUGAUGGCCUUGAUGGAUUCUCCUUUGCCGCGGUUUUUGACGGUCAUGCCGGCUUCUCUUCUGUCAAGUUCCUCAGGGAUGAAUUGUACAAAGACUGUGUUGCAGCUCUGCAAGGCGGGUUGCUCCUGAGUGGGAAAAAUUUCAACAUAAUUCGAGAGGCUUUGGAGAAGGCUUUUGAAAGUGCUGAUGCAAAAUUAUUGAAUUGGCUUGAGACGACUGGGGAGGAUGUCGAGUCUGGUUCAACAGCCACUGUGUUGUUGAUUGGAGACGAUACGGUGUUCAUCUCACAUGUUGGUGACUCAUGUGUGGUUCUCUCUCGCUCUGGAAAAGCAGAAGAAUUGACCAAUCCUCAUAGGCCUUAUGGAAGCAACAAAAGUUCGCUUGAAGAAAUCAGAAGAAUCAGAGAAGCAGGUGGAUGGAUUGUCAAUGGAAGGAUUUGCGGAGACAUUGCUGUGUCCCGCUCUUUUGGUGACAUGAGGUUCAAGACAAAGAAGAACGAGAUGCUGGAGAAGGGAUUGGAGGAAGGGAGAUGGUCCCAAAAAUUUGUUUCUCGUGUACAAUUCACUGGAGACUUGGUCGUUGCAUCUCCUGAUGUUUUCCAAGUAGCUCUUGGAUCAGAUGCAGAAUUUUUACUGUUAGCAUCUGAUGGCUUAUGGGAUUAUAUGAACAGCUCAGAAGCGAUAACCUUUGUUAGGAAUGAACUUCGACAACAUGGAGAUGUUCAGGUAGCUUCUGAAGCACUUGCACGUGCAGCACUGGACCGACGCACACAAGAUAAUGUCAGCAUCAUCAUUGCAGAUUUAGGGCGGACAGAUUGGCAAAGUUUGCCACUGCAGCAACAAAAUUUAUUUCUCGAAUUGGUGCAAGCUCUUGCUACCAUUGGCAUGGUGACGCUUGGGAUUUGGAUGUCAUCUCAGUUUAGUUUAUGAAGCCGACGUCUCCUGUUGAUGUAUAUAAAAUCAACACACAUCCUCUUCAACUUUGUGUCUAUAAGUAGUAACCUGUAACUGUACAUGUCUCACACUUUUAUUGUUACUCCAUAUGAUAUUUUUAUAGUGAUUUAGUUUCAGUUAACUUUUGUUUUUC